This is a messenger RNA of Symbiodinium necroappetens, 675 nucleotides long. The record is from the annotation of a GenBank genome assembly. Lineage: Eukaryota; Dinophyceae; Suessiales; Symbiodiniaceae.
AUGUGGGAACUUUUUUUUCACCCGAAUCUCGUUCGCCAAAAAGGCAGCCAAAAAGGGGUGAGUUUCGCGAGGUAUCCUUUGCGCCUUUUGCGGCUUCAGUUUGCUUUCGUCAUCGGCCUGGUCUGCACAGUGCAGGCCCUUGGCCGCGGCGAGCUUUCAAAGUAUUUCCGCGGCCCAUACCUAAGAGGCCAAGUCUACCAAGGCUCGCUGUACUCGAGUGGCAACGACAACGGGCUGCUGACGUUCGACUACAGAGCGCCGGACGGCCCUGGUCGACGGGACCUUCGUGUGCUGUAUCAUUAUACAAACGAGCUGGCCUUCCACAAUGUGGCCGACAUGGAAAAGACCACUGCCGAGCUUUUUGCAUCGCUGGUGGACUCCAGGGCCCACUUCGGGAAGGGCGUCUACUGUACUCAGCAUGAACCAGCUGUAUGGGGCUCCCGCACUCGCAUUUUGCUCAACAACUACAGCAAUUUGAGCCCUUUGCGCGCGACAGGGGACACGGAGUCGCAGCGGGUGGAGAAAGAAUGGGGCGCAGGCAACACCGGAGGCCAUCGCGCAGCCUUCUGUAUUCCGAUUGUGGUGUCCACGGAGCUUGCGUACAACAUCUUUGAAAAGCAGGCGUGCCGAGGCAUGCAGUCAGUCCUUCUUGCCAUGUUGUUGCUUUCUGUUUGA